Caenorhabditis sp. 36 PRJEB53466 is the source of this 2127-nucleotide messenger RNA. The record is from the annotation of a GenBank genome assembly. NCBI's taxonomy places the organism in Eukaryota, Metazoa, Nematoda, Chromadorea, Rhabditida, Rhabditidae.
AUGUUAGGUCAGAAAACGACUUCAAAGAAAGAGUUUUCCAGACUCAACCUCUCAUUUUGCGGUCUCUGCUCCACACUGGGCACAGUUUUCACCCCGCUCGCCGUCUCCAUCAGCUUCUACCUCGUCGUCCUGUGCCGGGUGCUUCAGGGCCUCGGCAUCACCAUUCUUCUGACCAUCCUCGGCGUCAUUCCGACUUCCUGGUCCCCAAAAUCCGAGUACAGUACCUAUUUGGCCAUUUUAUCGUGCGCCUGGCAGGUGCGGAAUUUUCAGAAAAUAAUACAAGGGCCAAAAAAAUCCCCCAAAAAUCCGAAUAUACUUUCAGUUCAGCAACAUUGUCUUCAUGCCAGUUUCCGGAAUUCUCUGCGAUUCCUCGUUCGGCUGGCGCUCGAUUUAUUACGUUUUUGGCGUUGUCACCGGCAUUUUCUUCCUCAUCUUCUACUUUUUCUACACCGAUCUUCCGCGCAUACACAAGUAAGUGCGAUGGAGCGCGUUUGCAUUUUAGUUUUUCGAAAAUGUAGAAAAACCUGGGGCUUUUUCGGCCAAAAUUUAAUGUUUGCCAUUCAGAAACGUGUCGGAAAAGGAGCUGGGCAAGAUCCAGCACGAAAAACCGGAGAACACGUGUCGCGAGGCGGUUCCGUACCGCAAGAUCUGUGCGGACCGUUGCGUCGUGGCGGCGUGGGUCAGUUUUCUGGGCGGCAACCUCGGAUUCAUCACACUCCUACUCUACGGACCCACUUAUCUGCGGGAGGUGCUUCAGUUCGACGUUCGAUCCACCGGAUACAUCAACGCUCUGCCGUAUCUGCUCUGUGCCGUCUACAAGUUCGCCGCCGGCAAAAUAUCCGACCGCGUCACUUUUGCCACGCAUAAGGUACGCCUUUUGUGGAUUUGUUGGGUGGUACACGUUGGAAAUUAUGCAUUUGAACAUUGAUUUAUCACCUUGAGAAAAUCUUCCCAGAAAAUUGAUUAAAGGACCGCGUUUGCUUGACCAUAAUUUAAAGGCGCACAACGUUUUUUGCUCGAAAACUAGAAGGUCCCGCGAGAAACGAUCAACUGGAAAAGUGUUCAGAAUUAAGUUUUCUACCUCCUCGACCUAAAAAUUGUGUUGAAAACCCGAAUUUCCAGGCGAUUUACACAUUCUGGCUGUUCUCCUCGAUCAUCGGUCUCUCGAUCGGCUACAUCGUGAUGGCGUGGACCUCCGAUCGGAUGAUCGCGUUCGGCGCGUUCUCAUUUGCCAUCGUCACCUCCGGCCUCAUCAUAAUGGCGACUGUGAAGUGUCUGACGAUGCGAUGCCAACAACAUUGCCACUUUGCCGUCAGCGCCAUCUCGUUCCUCUCGUAUUGUGUGCAAUUUGUGAGCCCGCUGGGUGUUGGUCUCUUGGCUCCCGAUAACACUCAAGAACAGGUAACUUUUUUUUCGUUUUUUCUGCUAAAAACUAUAAAGAAAGUAUUGUAGUCUAAGCAGCCCUAAAUUCACGAGAACUGCGUCCAGAAAGUGUAUUUUGUAGUCUAAGCAGCCCUUAAUUCACGAGAGCAGCGCCCAGAGAGUGUAGUUUGUAGUCUAAGCAGCCCUUAAUUCACGAGAACAGCGCCCGGAAAGUGUAGUUUGCACUAUAAGCAGCCCUAAAUUCACGAGAGCAGCGCCCAGAAAGUGUAGUUUGUAGUCUAAGCAGCCCUUAAUUCACGAGAACAGCGCCCGGAAAGUGUAGUUUGCAGUAUAAGCAGCCCUAAAUUCACGAGAACAGCGCCCGGAAAGUGUAGUUUGCAGUAUAAGCAGCCCUAAAUUCACGAGAGCAGCGCCCAGAAAGUGUAGUUUGCAGUCUAAGCAGCCCUUAAUUCACGAGAACAGCGCCCGGAAAGUGUAGUUUGCAGUAUAAGCAGCCCUAAAUUCACGAGAGCAGCGCCCAGAAAGUGUAGUUUGUAGUCUAAGCAGCCCUAAAUUCACAAGAGCAAAAACAAAAAACUCUAAUGUUUCUACGUUUUCUCAACUUUUCAGUGGUCCCGCCUGUUUAUCAUCAUCGUCGUCGUGAUGCUCGUCACAAAUGCACCAUUUCCGUGGCUGGCGACUCAAGACGCGGCGGAAUACACGAAAAGAAAAGAUUCCAGAGCGUUUUCAGCGGAAAAGUGCUGA